This is a messenger RNA of Patiria miniata (bat star), 2236 nucleotides long. RefSeq lists its product as uncharacterized. The record is from RefSeq and is a predicted model, not a curated record. The coding region runs from base 176 to 1210 and encodes 344 amino acids. Gene Ontology annotation, biological process: nervous system development. The transcript is spliced from 7 exons. Gene Ontology annotation, cellular component: membrane. NCBI's taxonomy places the organism in Eukaryota, Metazoa, Echinodermata, Asteroidea, Valvatida, Asterinidae.
UAAAGUGGUGAGGCACUACGUGCAGUUUGUAGAAGCUCGCAUUUUAGUCCCUUUAGUUUUAAUGUGUUAGUGAACGAAAGCAAAUGACACUGAACGGCUGCUUUUGAACUCGACGUAACGUUGUUUGAAGGAUAGUAAUACCACGGUCGUGAUUGCAUCGCAAGGAACACCAGUUAUGUUUCAGUUCUGCGCAUAUCUGGUGUUUUUGUCGCUCUUAAUUUGGAAGACAUCAGCCGAUUACAGAAGUUUAAUCUCGUGCAGUUUUGAGUCUGCUUGUGUGUUGAGACAGGACCGGGAAGAUGAUUUUGACUGGGCCGAAGGUCGGGGGAGAAUACAAGGUCAGGGCAUGUUUGCACCGUCUGCCGAUCAUACCUACGGUGAUUCUUUCGGGGUGUAUCUAUAUACACCGUCCGAUGCCACACGGGAGGGACAGUCGGCUAAACUGGUAUCUGAUGAACUGGCAGUGACCACCAACACAACUGUCUUAAUUGACUUCGUGUAUCAUAUGUAUGACGAGCAAGGGCAAGAUAGGUUGGGCUCCCUCAUGGUUUACAUCAACGAUGAUUUGGUAUGGUCCAGGGCUGGUAACCAAGGAUCAACAUGGAUGAGGGCGCUUGUCAACGCGACAUGCAACAGUAGAUCACUACAGGUUACAUUUGAAGGUAUUUUGGGUGGUAUGCACAGCGAUAUAGGACUGGAUGACAUAUCAAUUGGCAUCUAUGAGACAACACUACCAGAUCCUACAGUAGAGGUCACGCCGGACGUCACGCCAAGGCUCAGGCCUGCAGAUACAUGGAGAACUAUUGCCUGUGUGUCGUUAGCGCUCGUUGGAUUAAUGGCAAUAUGUGUUGCUGUUGCUGUUGUAUACAUAUUCAAAUUAAGAAAGCGACUUGGUGACGCACAGUUUAAAGGUGGAAGUGGAAGAGCGCCCUCAUCUCCACAAUGUAAUGUAGAUCUGGAGCCCUCUGGCUAUUUACCACUGAAUGCAACUAUCGACAAGACAGCAGAUAAAGCAAUCGGCUCCAAUGCACAGCAAGAUAGAUACGGAGAUCUGUAUCUCCAACCAACAGUAUCGCAACAACCAGGCAGGCAUACGGUACAUACAGAGAGACCAGAGCACAUUUUCCUCAGAUCACGUAAACUGUCUUGGAAUAAUGAAGAUAAGGAAGGUAUGGGUGAUUGCGAUUACGAGUAUAUGUGUACUGAUUAGGGAAAGGUCAUACUGAGAAUAGAAACAUUUUCAAUUUGAAUCUCUGGCUCCUGGGCGACGUUGGGAUGAGCAAACGCGAUGCUAUUUUUGUAUUCCUCCCGACCAUGAAGCCCCCAUCCCCUAUUAUCCUAGCUAUUAGUAUAACCUGCGUGAAGAUGCCGACUACAUUUGGUGUGUUCUUGCCAACGCCUAACUUGUGGAGCUGGUAACCGUGAUGUACUUCAUAGUAGGUCCUGUAUUCCAACAAGUAGUACAAGAGUGAAUUCAUAGUUGUUGGUUCCGACGAUUGAUUAACAAUUCACUGGUAGCACAGUCUAACAGUGAAACCGUUUCAACAAACCAACUAAUUAACAAGAACGAGUGCCAUAAAUCUUAAGUACAUCAUGUAACAGUGUGAUGACAAUAGAACUUGCGCCCUCUAGUGGUGGCUGCAGCGCAAUCAAAUCAUUGACGCCAUAGUUUUGUCCCGUACAUAUUUUCACGAAAUUUUGGGAAAUCCGAAACGCACGGGAACAUAAACAUAUCCCCACUCCUGCGUCCCGGGAUGUCCCGGGGUGUCCCAAAAUGCCCGGCAGUCCUGAAUCUUGACAGGGUUAAGGACUUUUUAAUGUACAAAUUAGGUUAAUAUUGAUUAGUUUUGAGACGGACGUUAAUAUCAUAAUAUCGUUAUACAUGUAAUUGUUUAUUGAUCACAUACAGAAUCUACUUAAGGAUUUUGCAAAAAUGUGAACUGACAUUUCUCUCUUACACUGUACUUAACUAGUAACUUUUCACUUGUGUUUCGAGUAAUACAUAUUAAUCAUCCGUAACAUUUGUCUAUAACAAUUAAAUAAAAAACUUUGCAUUAUGUAUUAAUUUGUUUGCCAAUACAAUGAUAUUUAUCAUGAUGAGAAGAAACCAAAACUAGCGUCAUCAAACUUACUUUACCAAAUUGUAUAGCGACGAAAGAAAUGACACAUACUGGUCAAGGGCGGAUCAAGAACACAUUUUUUUUUGGGGGGGGCCUAAAAAAAUGUUGGUCCCCAA